GUGUCCGGGCUAGCGGCCUGGGUUGGGCUUUGUAGCUGCUCCGCAGGCCCAGCCCGGGCCGCGCUCGCAGAGUCCCAGCCGGUGCGCGGCCUCCUGCCUCCUCCUUCCUCGGCGGUCGCGGCCCGCCGGCCUCCGCGGUGCCCGCCUUCGCUCUCAGGUUGAGGAGCUCAAGCUCGGGAAAAUGGUGUGCAUUCCUUGUAUCGUCAUUCCAGUUCUGCUCUGGAUCUACAAAAAAUUCCUGGAGCCAUACAUAUACCCUCUGGUUUCCCCCUUCGUUAGUCGUAUAUGGCCUAAGAAAGCAAUACAGGAAUCCAAUGAUACAAACAAAGGCAAAGUGGACUGUAAGGGUGCAGACAUGAAUGGAUUACCAACAAAAGGACCAACAGAAAUCUCUGAUAAAAAGAAAGACUAAAGCAAUUUUCCUAAAGGACCUCAUCAUUUAAAAAAUGGACCUGAUAAUAUGAAGCAUCUUCCUUGUAAUUGUCUCUGACCUUUUUAUCUGAGACCGGAAUUCAGGAUAGGAGUCCAGAUAUUUACCUGAUACUAAUCAGGAAAUACAUGAUAUCUGUAUUUAAAAUGUAGUUAGUUAUAUUUAAUGACCUCAUUCCUAAGUUCCUUUUUCGUUAAUGUAGCUUUAAUUUCUGUUAUUGCUGUUUGAAUAAUAUGAUUAAAUAGAAAGUUUGUGCCAGUAGACAUUAUGUUACUAAAUCAGCACUUUAAAAUCUUUGGUUCUCUGAUUCAUAUGAAUUUGCUGUUUGCUCUAAUUUCUUUGGGCUCUUCUAAUUUGAGUGGAGUACAAUUUUAUUGUGAAACAGUCCAGUGAAACUGCAGGGAAAUGAAGGUAGAAUUUUGGGAGGUAAUAAUGAUGUGAAACAAAGAUUUAAUAAUUACUGUCCAACACAGUGGAGCAGCUUGUCCACAAAUAUAGUAAUUACUAUUUAUUGCUCUAAGGAAGAUUUAAAAAAGAUAGGGAAACUUCUUUGAAAAAUGAAACAUCUUUUACAUAAAUGUCUAAUUAUAAAAUUUUAAUCCUUACUGCAUUUCUUCUGUUCCUACAAAUGUAUUAAACAUUCAGUUUAACUGGUA
Symphalangus syndactylus (siamang) is the source of this 1086-nucleotide messenger RNA. RefSeq names its product chromosome 1 C18orf32 homolog (gene C1H18orf32). NCBI's taxonomy places the organism in Eukaryota, Metazoa, Chordata, Mammalia, Primates, Hylobatidae. The record is from RefSeq and is a predicted model, not a curated record.